Messenger RNA from Drosophila rhopaloa, 1678 nucleotides. It is a transcript of the gene Reg-5, whose product is annotated as rhythmically expressed gene 5 protein. Bases 518 to 1390 code for a protein of 290 amino acids. The transcript has 3 exons. The record is from RefSeq and is a predicted model, not a curated record. Lineage: Eukaryota; Metazoa; Arthropoda; Insecta; Diptera; Drosophilidae.
CUUCGCCGCGAUCGGUUGUGUUGUUGAUAUAUAAAUUAGUUCGCUCUGUUUCCGAUUCGCUUGGAAUUCGCCGUUUUCGUGAUCGAAUAGUAGGCAGGCGCCUCCCCGGCCCCCAAAAACCGCUCCCCCGCUUUUGCCCAGAAACCGAUGUGUUAAACAAGCUUUUGCGUUUCAAGCUGAGACGAAAACACACACACGUACACCCAAAAAAACUAAUAAAACAAAAAAAACAGCGAUAAUACAAAUUGGCCACGCUCGUUGUUUGGGUUAAUUCAAUUAAGUGCGUCGGACAGAAGAAAGUCCACUUGGCCAGACCAAGUGAUAAUCCAUCAGGCGGUCACAAAAGCGCUUAAAUUGGGCCCUAAAAAAAAAGAAAGUCGCCGCACAAAGGUUACACAACCAGAGCGUGCAAUUGACCCACGGAUCAGAGAUCAAAAACCAGAGAUCCCAGAUCACAAAACAUAAAUCACGGAUCACGUAUCACGCAUACCCCCUGAACUUUUUUUGUGGAGCAACUAUGACGACUGCGGCGAAAGUAAUCUUGGCCUGCUGCCUGCUGGGCGCCAUCCACAUGCAAAUCGCCUCGUCAUCGGCCAUUCCCAUUUGGGAGUUUUUGACCCGCAACGAGAAGAUGUCCCACCUGUACUCGACGUUCGCCCAAUUAGUUAGCGUGCACUGCAAGUCGACUGCCGCCGUUGGAGGACUGCCGGUGAACCAGUGCAAGCACAAUCUGCUCACCUUCGGCUCCGCCAAGCUGCAGACGCUCUCCGACGCCCAGCUGGAGUCGCUCGACCCGUAUCAGCGCGAUGCCAACGAGCUGAUCUGGUCAUCGAUCAUGCGGGACCAUCCGAGUGGAGCCAGUUUGGUGACCACCAGGCAGCCCCUUCAGCAGCCACUGCCCACGCCGCCCGCCUCCUCGCUGAUCAUCCUGACCCGCCAGCAGCUGCCGCACGAGGCCUACCAUCCCGUCCAGAGCGCCAGUCCCGGUGCCAACCCGAUCUUCGAGAGCGGCGAGCAGAAGCACAAGUACGCCAUGGACAUGGACAUGGCUUACGGCUACCCAUCCGUGCAGCAGUCCAGCAGUGAGCUCCCGGUGGCCGCCGCCCUGACGAGUGAGCCGCCCAAGAGCUACCUCACCGGACCGCUGGUGAUUCGCGUGCGGACCGAUGGCUCGCCCGUGGAGGAGGACCGCCGGAUGCCCCUGCCCCGCGACGAGGACCUGCCCUACUUCCGCCUCGGGCUGGCCGCCGCUCCGGCAGGUGCCAACAGGCACCGCAAGAUCGCCACCAUCAGUGCUUUGAAGCAGCAGCACUUCGCCUCCAUUCUGCAGCGCGAUCUGCAGCCACCGCACCAGGUGCAGCGGCGUCUGUUCCGCCAGCAGCAGGCGUAAGAUCCUGGCCAGGGGAUCCCUAGACCUAAGUCCGCGUGUGAUUGGGCCCGAGUGAAUGUGUUGGAGUGGCGGGUGAACUGCAUCCUGCGCUUUGAGUGGACGAGUGAAUGCUUUUAGUUGUAGCCGUUUGAGGAGUUUUCUUGAAUGCACUUUUGAGCUUUAAUGGAAUUUCGUAUCGUAUUCGUUUAAGUUUUCUUUAAUUUUAUUUAUUCGCGUGCAUUAGCCGUAAGAUCAAAUAGAGAUUCUUGAGUAAUAAACCGCAUGAUGAUUAUCAUUGUUACGAACUUA